Molecule: messenger RNA, 684 nt
Organism: Trypanosoma cruzi
Lineage: Eukaryota; Euglenozoa; Kinetoplastea; Trypanosomatida; Trypanosomatidae
Exons: 1
Coding region: 1-684 (227 amino acids)
Source: RefSeq, a predicted model, not a curated record
AUGAUGUUGUCGCCGUUUGACUUUUUUUCUUCUUUUAUUUAUUUAUUUCUGUUGCCUGCCUUUUUCUUUCUUUUAUUUAGUUUAGUUGUUUUUUUUUUUUUUUUUUGCUUCUCUUUUCUUCUGAUGAGCGUGGUGCGCCCGGACAUUUACGUGGACGUGGAGCUGAGGAGAACGCGGGUGCAUUCCCGUGUCAUAAUUAUGGUUGCGGCGGUGCUCCUGGUCGUCAUUCUCUUUGUGGUUUUGGUGUAUUUUUUGUGCCGUUUUUUUGUAAGGGCGCAAUACAGCCAACAGAAGCGUGUGAACUCCGAUUCAACCAACGUGGGGGGCCUGAGGUCAUUUCAACUUAACUUCGACGAUACGGACAUUUGGAAGAGAACCUUUUUUGGGAUUGUUUGCGACAACAAAAAGUACGUUCACAAUGCGGCGACGCUGCAUGCAGUUUACUGUGUGCCGCUGGAUUUGCGGCUCUGCGACCCGCUUUCGAACGACGAACUCUUCAUGGACAAGAAUUGCUUUUCUAGAGCGUGCGAGCGUCGCCGUAUGCUGAAUGAUGUCUUUGGGACUUUCGUCCAUGAUGUGAGGAGGAGGUCGAAUGCUGAGACGGUGUCUCCCAGGCCAAAAUGUCGAGAGGCCUCCGCGACGUUGCAAAGUGGGCCGAAGUCGGAACUUCUUAACAAAAUUUAA